AUGGCUGUGGUUCCAUGGGGCUGGUGCGACCCGGGCCGGACUCAGCCAUGCUGGCCCCCACCUCCCCCAUUCCUGGGGGCCUUCUCAGCCCAGCACUGUGCCAAGUACUCCCAGCAGCUGUUGCCACAGCACAUCCAGUACGAGUUUGACAGGGAGCAGAGUCGGCAGGAGAAAGAGCAGGAGAAGAGACAGGAGCUGCAGCAGCUGAUGCACAAGGACAAGAGCGAGCAGAGUGCUGUGGCCAGUCCCCUGGUGAAACAGAAACUCAGAAGCCAAAUCCUGAAGAGGAAGGAGCAGGCCGCCCUGGAGAGGACCGCCUCCAACCUCUUCGGCAGCACCACGCCCAGGGGUUACAGGGAAUUGGCCCCAGAUCCUGACAUGACCCCAAAGCCUCUCAUGGUGACUCCUGAUGUCCAUCAUCCACUAUGUGACCAACGCAAGGACAUGCCCCUCAGAAGAACAGCCUCGGAGCCCAUCCUGAAGGUGAAGAGUAAACUGAAGAAGCACAUCAACUCCAGACAGAACCCUCUCCAACGCAAAACCAGUGCUCCCCCUACUGUCAAGCACAGAACGCCGGACACUCAGGACUAUUCCCCCAGCAGCAGUAGCACUCCAGUGUCGGGGUGCAGCUCGCCCAAUGACAGCCUCCUCUCAGAUAGCCCACUUACUACCGGACUGGCCACGAGACUCAGAGGUUGCUGCUCCAGGAUGGCACACUGGCCCGCCUCCUUGCCCUGCUCCACCGCCCUGCCCACCAACAGCGCCAGGCUGCCCACCCAGGUGCGAGGCCUGAGCCCCGGCCCUCUCCAGUACCCCUCCUCCAGACUGGAAUGCCUGGCUCCCGGGCCCCCACAGACCCCUGGGUCGGACCCGCUCUGA
This is a messenger RNA of Oncorhynchus gorbuscha (pink salmon), 879 nucleotides long. RefSeq names its product histone deacetylase 7-like. Gene Ontology annotation, biological process: chromatin organization. NCBI's taxonomy places the organism in Eukaryota, Metazoa, Chordata, Actinopteri, Salmoniformes, Salmonidae. Gene Ontology annotation, molecular function: histone deacetylase activity. The transcript has 9 exons. The coding region runs from base 1 to 879 and encodes 292 amino acids. Gene Ontology annotation, cellular component: histone deacetylase complex. The record is from RefSeq and is a predicted model, not a curated record.